This is a messenger RNA of Phytophthora infestans T30-4, 1836 nucleotides long. RefSeq names its product RCC1 and BTB domain-containing protein, putative. The transcript is spliced from 13 exons. Lineage: Eukaryota; Oomycota; Peronosporomycetes; Peronosporales; Peronosporaceae. Bases 1 to 1836 code for a protein of 611 amino acids. Gene Ontology annotation, molecular function: protein binding. The record is from RefSeq and is a predicted model, not a curated record.
AUGGCAACGAAUCACCUGCUCGCGACGCCAGCAUUCGCGCUGCCCCUGGGCUCGUCUAGUGAUGACGAAGGCAGUAGCAACAACCGCGCCGGUCUUUUUAGCUUUGGGCAGAACACGUAUGGGGAGCUGGCGCUUGGAGACACAAACGACCGCAGCACUCCGACGCGGGUGGAUCUUGGCAGAAUAAACGAUACGAAACACGUCGUUGAUGUGGCCUGUGGGAACGAGCAGACCACCAUCCUUUUCGAAAACGGCGACGUGUUCACUUGUGGGUAUAAUGACAGUGGCCAAUGUGCAAUUGGCACAACUGAACGAGUGCCCUCACUUCGAUUCUCGCCGGGACUUAGCUCCCACCACACGGUACGACUUUUUUCAGGAAAUGGAAGCGAACACCUUGCAGCCCUAUGCGCAAAUGGGUUUUUGUAUACUGUCGGGUUUAAUAUGCGGGGUCAAUUGGGGCUCGGCACGGCGACAACUGUGACGGAGGCUACGCUCGUGGAAGAAUUGGCCGGCAAACGCGUCGUCGACGUUGCUUGCAGCUACUUUCACACGGCAAUUGUUAUGGAUAAUGGAGAUUUGCAUGCUUGCGGCUGCAAUGACUACGGUCAGUUAGGCAUGGGCGACCACAGUGGUCACCUCGUGCCUCGACCGGUUGAUUAUUUCUUUCGUCACCCUGUCCUAGCUGUAGCAUGCGGUCAGCAUUACACAGUCGCAUCACUGAGGGAUGGAGGAGUCGUAGCAUUCGGGAAAAAUGACCAUGGUCAGCUUGGAUUGGACCGCGUAUCUGAGCCAGUGUUGCUCCCCACCCGUCUCGCCCCGCCACUAGAUAGAGCAGUUGUGCCUCAACUCUCGUGCGGGUAUCACCACACCGCAAUUGUCACGGAGGAUGGCGCUGUGUACACUUUCGGACGCAACGACUACGGACAACUUGGUCUUGGACACAAGCUACACAUGGCACGGCCAACGCCGGUAGAAAGUCUGUCACGGAUGAGAAUCACUCAGGUCGCUUGCGGUUGUUAUCACACACUUGCACUUUCGGACGAUGGGAAAGUGUUUCCGUUUGGUCGAAAUAAUCACGGCCAACUUGGACUCGAGACGUCCAUGGAUUGUCUAAGCCCUCAACUCAUUUCGACUUUACGGAAUAAACCCGUCGCUGCAGGGUUUUAUCAUUCGGUCUGUCUGGUUGGGACACCCAAAAGCGAAAACCCACCACCCUACACUCUAAGCGGGGAUUUACGCAAAAUGCUCAAUAACCCAACUCGAAGUGAUACUACUUUUGUGAUCGAAGGUCGUCCUCUCUUCGCACAUAGCUGUAUCCUAGUCGCUCGUUGCGAGCCUCUUGAGAAAAUGCUUGACGGGCGAAUGAAGGACGGAGCACAACCAGAAAUCGUCAUUCCGGAGUACUCGUACGAUGUUUUUGCAGCGUUAAUGGAGUUCCUGUACACUGACCAAGUUGCAGUGCUAGCGUCGCCAGAUCUGACGGCAGACUUUGCUUUGGAGCUGCACGCACUAGCGGAUCAGUACCUGGUUACUACUCUUCGAAGCGCAUGUGAAAACUCUCUGCUGCAAAUUCUUUCAGUAGAGAACGUUGUCAUCAUCGUCGAGUCCGCGCACUUCCGGAAUGCUUUCACGCUCAAGAAGCGCUGUCUGGGUUUCAUCAUGGACCACUUUGCGCGCGUUAUCGCUACUCAGGCUUUCGUGGGACUUCCUCAAGAGCUGCUUCAAGAGAUUUUGCUGUCGGCAUCUCAUCAAGGAGUGUCAAUUCCUAACCAAGCAAAUGCUGGUGCAACAACCAGUGAGUAUCUUCAAAGUCGAUAUAACUACAGCACCGAAUGA